AUGAGCACAACCAAACCCCACAUCUGCAUCAUUGGCUCCCUAAACAUCGACUUUGUAACAACAACCCCCCGCUGCCCAGCAGCCGGUGAGACCCUUACAGCAACAUCUUUAACCGUCUCAGCGGGCGGAAAAGGCGGAAACCAGGCUGUCGCCUGCGGUCGCUCAUCCUUCACAUCUGCUAAAAGCCAAGAUGUCUCCGUGAGCAUGAUCGGUGCCGUCGGCGCCGAAGAUCCCUACUACGCCAGCCUGCUCAAGCCCGCUUUAGAAAAUUCUGGCGUCGACACUUCAUUCAUCCAGCAAUCAGAUGUUCAGACCGGCUCAGCCAGCAUCAUUGUUGAAGAAAUCAAUGGGGAGAAUCGCAUUCUGGUGGUCCCGGGUGCUAAUCAUGCCGGGAUGAUGCAGGAUGUGUCGUCUAUUACCUCUACGUUGGAGGGUCGUGAGCCAGAUGUUGUUGUUUUGCAGGGUGAGAUUCCACGCGACACGACGCUGGAAUUACUUCAAUUUUUCAACAAGCGCACCACCAAAGUCGUGUUCAAUCCUGCGCCCGUGUUUCCCGAGGGCGUGCCGCUCUCUGCUUUGGUCGGGACAGCGGUGUUGAUUAUGAAUGAGACGGAGGUUGUGCAGAUGGCAAGAUCAAUCCAGGGAUUGCCCGUUGAUGAUGCUGAGGCUGCUGAGGAAUUGAGGCCUGAGGAGAUGGCGCCGAGAUUCCAUAAGGAAGCCGGGGUUGAAAUUGUUUUGAUUACUCUUGGUGCUAAGGGUGUCUAUUUCUCGACGAGAUCUGGGGUCACGGGCACUGUGUCUGGUGUUAAGGUUCCAAAGGUCGUGGACACCACUGCUGCGGGGGAUACUUUUGUUGGUUAUUUCGCGACUGCUGUGGCACGCUUCCUGGCGACUGGGAAAAGUUUAGAGUCGUUCGAUUCUAUUCAAGGUGCAGUGGAGAAGGCUAAUGCUGCUGCUGCUAGAUGUGUUCAAAAGCAAGGUGCAAUGCAGAGCAUUCCCUUUGCCUAUGAUAUGGAAUGA
This is a messenger RNA of Penicillium soppii, 1020 nucleotides long. RefSeq names its product ribokinase. Gene Ontology annotation, molecular function: ribokinase activity. Bases 1 to 1020 code for a protein of 339 amino acids. The transcript has a single exon. The record is from RefSeq and is a predicted model, not a curated record. NCBI's taxonomy places the organism in Eukaryota, Fungi, Ascomycota, Eurotiomycetes, Eurotiales, Aspergillaceae. Gene Ontology annotation, biological process: D-ribose metabolic process.